This is a messenger RNA of Panicum virgatum (switchgrass), 1086 nucleotides long. RefSeq lists its product as uncharacterized. The record is from RefSeq and is a predicted model, not a curated record. Lineage: Eukaryota; Viridiplantae; Streptophyta; Magnoliopsida; Poales; Poaceae. The transcript has 2 exons. The coding region runs from base 1 to 819 and encodes 272 amino acids.
AUGGCGAGACGGGCGCGGGAGAAGCUCCGGGAGCGGCGGUUGAAGGAGCGGCCGCGCUGCUGCAUCCACCGGAUCGCGGCGAGGUUGGUGGUUGCCACGAGACCGGUCCACGCUGGCGCUGAGUCAGCAGGCACCGACGCCGUUCGGCCCCGUUACUGCGCGCUGGACCCGAUUGACGCCGCCGCCGCUAACCCCAUCCGGCCGAAUCGAUCCCCCCUCUCCUCCCACUUCCUUCCGCUGCAUUCUUCUUCUUCCUCCUCUGCUCCUUCUUCGCUCCUCGCCUCCCCGCCCCCGCUCCACGCGUCCCUUCUCCUCCCCGACCUGCCCCUGCAGCCCCACGCGCCGAUCCGCGUCUACCUCCACCCCUCAGCCGCGCUCCUCGCCGCCGCGCACGGUGCCGUCCCCGCCCACCGAGCGCGCGCCACCGCCAAGGCCCUCGUCUCCAAGCUCCAGCCGGCGGAGGUGCUGGUCCUGGACGCGGUCUGGAGCGUGUCGUACAGGGGCCGGCUCGCCGCCGACGAGCCCGUGGAGGGGAAGCUGGAGACCCGCGCGGCGCGCGCGCGAGGAGGGGUGGGCGCGGCCAGGGGCGUGGCGGCGCUGGCCCCGCCGGGGAGCGUGGUGGACGGGCUCGGCGCGGCGGUGCUCGCGGAGUGCGAGAUCCGGGGCAAGGCGGCUAGCAUGGUGGUGACGUGGCCGGCGGGCGCGAGGCCCGCGAAGUUCGCGGUCAUGCGGCGCGUGGCGGCGGAGCUCGGCGUCGACACCAACAAGAUCGCCACCAGGGUCUCCGGCCGGGCCGAGCUGGAUGCGUUGUACACUUGAGAAUUGAGAUGUUCUCUGCUACUGCUUCCAAUUUCGUUGGCUGUACUGUCUGACGAAUUGGGUUUCUGGCAUUUCGGGGGAGAAAUCUGAGAUGUAUCGGGCGAGUUGGUUUUGUGAUUUGGUAUACGAUGAAUAUUCGAAAUGCGGAUGAACAAAUUCUGAUCUCAGUUGUGUCAUCGCUGCAGUAGUGUACUGAGUCGGAAGCUGCCUUGCUUUGAUUGUACCAUGAGAAUGAAUUAAGCUAGUCCCUGUUUGCCACUUGAGUUC